AUGCUUGUCCUACUGCUUUAUGUGGAUGAUAUUUUGUUAACUGGUACUUCUUCUAUUGUGAUUGAUGCACUGAUUAUUUCACUCAAGAAAGAAUUUUCCAUGAAGGAGUUAGGAGAAUUGGGAUAUUUCUUGGAUAUUGAAGCUGUUAGAGACUUAGAUUCAAUUUUAUUGACACAAAAGAAGUACACUUUAAAAUUGCUCACAAAAGAUAAUAUGCUUGACUGUAGGCCUUGUGAUACACCUAUUGUGAAGGGUGCUAGAGUUUCCAUUCAUGAUGGUAAUAAAUUAGAAGAUGCUAGUGAAUACAGAACAAUUGUUGGCAGUUUGCAAUAUUUAACAACUACCAGGCCAGAUAUUUGUUUUGGAGUAAACUAUGUUUCACAGUUUAUGCAUUAUCCAACUGAUGUUCAUAUGCAGUUAGUUAAAAGAAUACUAAGAUAUUUGAAAGGGACACUUGGUUUAGGAAUUAAAUUAAGGAGAGAUGGUUUACAAGAUUUGAGAGCUUACACUGAUUCAGAUUGGACAGGUUGUCCAGAUACACGAAGGUCAACUUCAUGUUAUGCUGUUUUUCUUGGUAAAAAUUUAAUAUCAUGGUCAUCUAAGAAGCAACCCACAGUAUCAAAGUCAUCAGUUGAGGUUGGGUACAAAUGUUUGUCAGUUGCUUCAGCAGAGUUAAAAUGGCUUUCAAAUUUGGUUUCUGAGUUACAUGUAUCAAUAUCUAAACCAACAAUUCUUUUGUGUGACAAUACUAGUGCUUCAUCCUUAGCAUCUAAUCAUGUUUUCCAUGCUAGGACAAAGCACAUAGAGAUAUAG
Papaver somniferum (opium poppy) is the source of this 813-nucleotide messenger RNA. RefSeq lists its product as uncharacterized. The transcript has a single exon. NCBI's taxonomy places the organism in Eukaryota, Viridiplantae, Streptophyta, Magnoliopsida, Ranunculales, Papaveraceae. Bases 1 to 813 code for a protein of 270 amino acids. The record is from RefSeq and is a predicted model, not a curated record.